Messenger RNA from Solanum dulcamara, 1044 nucleotides. RefSeq names its product endochitinase PR4-like. Gene Ontology annotation, biological process: chitin catabolic process; carbohydrate metabolic process; cell wall macromolecule catabolic process. Lineage: Eukaryota; Viridiplantae; Streptophyta; Magnoliopsida; Solanales; Solanaceae. The record is from RefSeq and is a predicted model, not a curated record. The transcript is spliced from 2 exons. Bases 33 to 887 code for a protein of 284 amino acids. Gene Ontology annotation, molecular function: chitin binding; chitinase activity.
AACAAGUCUCUUGUAUCCUCUCCAAAUUUAAAAUGACUAAUUUUUCUUCAAGAAAUCAGUUGAUCUUAUUAAUUAUUUGUAUUAUAACUAUAGUUGUAAUUCCAAAAUUGAUGUUGGCACAAAAUUGUGGAUGUAGAAUAGGACUGUGCUGCAGUAGAUGGGGUUAUUGUGGCAGUGGGAAUUCUUAUUGUGGACAGGGCUGUCAAGGAGGGCCUUGUUAUACUUCUUCGACGAAAAAUUACAAUCAUCAUCAUCAUAAUAAUAGAGUUUCUGAUAUUGUUAGUGAAUCAUUCUUCAAUGGAAUUGCAAAUCAAGCUUCUUCAAAAUCAUGUGAAGGCAAAGGAUUUUACACAAGAUCUGUGUUUCUUGAAGCUUUAAAGUAUUAUCCUAAAUUUGCAACUGUUGGUUCUUCUUCUGAUGAUAAUAAGCGCGAAAUUGCUGCUUUCUUUGCUCAUGUCACGCAUGAGACUGGACAAAUGUGUUACAUAAAUGAGAUAAAUGGUUCAUCUAGGGACUAUUGUGAUAGGACAAACUCAGAGUAUCCUUGUGUCUACGGCAAGAGUUAUUAUGGUCGAGGACCGAUCCAACUAUCAUGGAAUUUCAACUAUGGACCCGCUGGAAAAGCCAUCGGGUUCGAUGGCCUAAACGACCCUGAUAUCGUGGCUAGAGAUAGUCUUAUAGCAUUCAAAACUGGCUUGUGGUACUGGAUGAACACUUGCCAUCCUCUCUUAGCUUCUGGCCAAGGUUUCGGGGCAACGAUUCGAGCUAUUAAUGGUCCUCUUGAGUGUAAUGGUGGCAAUCCUGAGCCUGUUGCUAGAAGGGUUCAAUAUUAUGUUGAGUAUUGCCAGCAACUUGGUGUAGACACUGGGGAAAAUCUCACUUGUUAGAAGAAUUAUUGAAAAAGGUUAUGUAAUAAGUAGUCAGAAAAUGGAGAUUUAGUUGUUUUAAUAUUCCUAUAUAAGAAAUAUAAUUAGUAAUGUAAUGGAAAGUGUUAUUUCAUUUAUAUAUAUGAAUGAAGAAAUUAUAUGUACCAAAUUAUAAAUA